Ficedula albicollis (Collared flycatcher) is the source of this 976-nucleotide messenger RNA. It is a transcript of the gene PRELID3B, whose product is annotated as PRELI domain containing 3B. Gene Ontology annotation, cellular component: mitochondrial intermembrane space. The transcript is spliced from 5 exons. Gene Ontology annotation, biological process: phospholipid transport. The coding region runs from base 361 to 894 and encodes 177 amino acids. The record is from RefSeq and is a predicted model, not a curated record. Lineage: Eukaryota; Metazoa; Chordata; Aves; Passeriformes; Muscicapidae. Gene Ontology annotation, molecular function: phosphatidic acid transfer activity.
CCCUUGUGCUGCCCGAAACACCGUGAGGCCCUUCUGGUGUCGGGCCCGGCUCAAGUGCUCCAGAACAACUUAAAAAUAAUCUGAAGGGAGUACUCGACUUGGUAAAUCACUCUAGUAUUAUGGGAAUCGGGGUAAAGGGCAGUCUUUUAGCAUUGGCGUCACAGGGAAAGCAUUCUUACCCAGUUAUAAUAGAACUCAGCACACCCAGUUGAUCAGGUGUGUUGUAUACUUGAUUUUCAUGUGCGCUGCCCAUUCUGCAAUAGAAGUUUUUCUCCAGGGAAAGAGAUAAUCCUAUUGAAACCAGAGCUGUGCAACUGAGUGUCCUGGUUGUGUUUGGACAGUCACCCCUGGGAAACUGUGAUGACAGCUGCCAUGAGGAAGUACCCCAACCCCAUGAACCCCAGCGUGGUGGGAGUCGAUGUCCUGGACAGACACGUGGAUCCCAGCGGGAAGCUGCACAGCCACAGGCUCCUGAGCACAGAGUGGGGAAUCCCAUCCAUUGUGAAAUCGCUCAUCGGCAACUGCAGGACAAGGACAUAUGUGCAGGAGCACUCUGUUGUUGACCCUGUGAAAAAAACAAUGGAGCUUAAAUCCUGUAAUAUUUCAUUUACAAACCUCGUGUCGGUAGAUGAGAGGCUUGUCUAUAAACCACACCCUCAUGAACCACACAAAACCAUUCUGACACAAGAAGCAAUAAUCUCUGUAAAAGGUGUCAGUCUCAGCAGUUACCUAGAAGGGCUAAUGGCAAACACAAUUUCUUCGAAUGCUAAAAAAGGCCGUGAAGCAUUGGAGUGGGUAAUUAAAAGACUGAAUGCUGAAAUUGAAGAGUUUGCAGCUUCAGCAAGAGGAACCAUGAGGAAUUCGAUGGCAGCAGCGGCGUUUGUAGAGAAAUGAUGAUAGUUCUUAGACCUGCAUCACUAAUGAGGCUUAACAACCUGCAGCUUCUCUCCUGGCCUAAAUACAUCUAUCCUUUGUU